Messenger RNA from Penicillium malachiteum, 1317 nucleotides. Its product is annotated as acyl-CoA dehydrogenase family protein. The record is from RefSeq and is a predicted model, not a curated record. The transcript has 2 exons. The coding region runs from base 1 to 1317 and encodes 438 amino acids. NCBI's taxonomy places the organism in Eukaryota, Fungi, Ascomycota, Eurotiomycetes, Eurotiales, Aspergillaceae. Gene Ontology annotation, molecular function: flavin adenine dinucleotide binding; acyl-CoA dehydrogenase activity.
AUGAUGAUUCGGUCAAGCUUGAACCCCCUACUGCGCUCACGAUUGACGCUGCAGUCAAUCCGCCCGGCCACUUCCUUACAUUUGGGACGCGCAACAUUCGCGACCUCGGCGCCAUGUAAGCUCAUGGAGAUGACAGGUUUUACAGAGGAACAAAUCACAGUUCGAGAUGCCAUCUCUCAUAUCUGUUCCAAGUUUCCCAAUACCUAUUGGCAGGAGCGCGAUCAACAAGAAAAGGACCCCAAGGAAUUCCAUGCAGCACUGGCUAAAGAUGGCUGGCUCGGGAUUGCACUGCCAGAAUCACUCGGCGGAGCUGGAUUAGGAAUCUCCGAGGCCACCAUGAUGAUGCAAACUAUUACCCAGUCCGGUGCUGGAAUGGCGGGAGCACAGGCUAUACACGCCAACGUGUAUGCCACACAGCCAUUAGCCAAGUUUGGCACUCCAGAACAACUGGAAAAAAUCAUCCCAAACAUUAUUAAUGGCACGUGGAGAACCUGUUUUGGGGUCACCGAGCCUAACACAGGUCUUGAGACCCUGAAACUGAAGACUUUGGCUACCCGAACAUCCGACGGGUACUCUGUCUCCGGUCAAAAGAUCUGGAUUACCUGUGCGCAAGUCGCCUCUAAGAUGCUUUUACUUGCCCGAACAACUCCCCUAGAGGAAGUGAAAAAAUCAACGGAGGGUCUCUCUAUAUUCUGCAUCGACCUUGACCGUGAUCAUCCCGGGUUGGAUCUUGCCAAGAUCAAGAAGAUGGGCGGUCGCGCCGUCGAUGCAAAUGAAGUAUUUUUUGACAACUACCCGAUUCCUCAAAACACUUUGAUCGGUCAAGAGAAUGAUGGAUUCAAGAUCAUCUUGCACGGAAUGAAUGCUGAGCGCUGUCUGCUGGCAGGCGAAGCACUGGGUCUUGGUUACGCCGCACUUGAGAAGGCCGCUCAGUAUGCAAAGGACCGCGUGGUCUUUGGUCGACCAAUCGGACAAAACCAGGGUGUUUCUCAUCCAUUGGCGGAUGCUUAUAUGAAAUUGGAGGCAGCAAAGCAUGCAACAUACCAUGCAGCUCGACUCUACGAUACAAAUGAUGGAUCCGUUCCAUUUCAUGCGAUCGGUGUAGCCUGCAACAGCGCCAAAUAUCUUGCAGCUGAGGCUGCUUUCACUGCCUGUGAACGAGCGGUUCUGGCCCAUGGAGGAAUGGGCUACGCGAUGGAAUAUGACGUGGAGCGAUACCUACGUGAAUGCUUUGUUCCCAGAAUUGCACCCGUCAGUCGGGAGAUGAUCUUGAACUACGUCAGUGAGAAGGUCUUGGGAUUACCCCGAAGCUACUAG